Halichondria panicea is the source of this 1176-nucleotide messenger RNA. Its product is annotated as tryptophan--tRNA ligase, mitochondrial-like. Gene Ontology annotation, cellular component: mitochondrion; mitochondrial matrix. Bases 55 to 1047 code for a protein of 330 amino acids. Lineage: Eukaryota; Metazoa; Porifera; Demospongiae; Suberitida; Halichondriidae. The record is from RefSeq and is a predicted model, not a curated record. The transcript is spliced from 4 exons. Gene Ontology annotation, biological process: mitochondrial tryptophanyl-tRNA aminoacylation. Gene Ontology annotation, molecular function: tryptophan-tRNA ligase activity; ATP binding.
ACUUUGCUAAAAGCAGUCCAAAGGACCUUUACCCACGUGGCCUGCGCAUAAGAAAUGGUCAUUCAGAGGAUAUUCUCAGGCAUUCAGCCAUCAGGAGUUGCUCACCUUGGCAACUACUUGGGAGCAAUCCGACAGUGGGUGAGCUUGCAAGACAAAUGUGAGAGUAUCGUAUACAGUGUGGUGGACCUCCACUCUCUAUCAGUGCCUCAGGCUCCGCUGCUGCUCAAGCGGAACAUCAGGAGCAUGACUGUGUGUCUGCUUGCCUGUGGAGUUGACCCGGACAAGAGUAUUAUCUUCCAGCAGUCGCAGGUGCCCCAGCAUGCACAGUUGAUGUGGCUGCUCAGUUGCAGAACUCCUUCUGGAUGGCUAAGCAGGAUGACUCAGUGGAAGGCCAAGGGAGCUACUUCCGACAGAGACGUGGUCAGUCUGGGCCUGUUUGCUUAUCCAGUGCUGAUGGCUGCAGAUGUAUUACUAUAUAAAGCCACUCAUGUGCCCGUGGGAGAGGACCAGCUGCAGCACUUGGAGCUCACAAGAGACAUUGCUCGAUCAUUCAACUCAACAUAUGGCGCAACAUUUCCAGAGCCUAAACCUUUGCUUAGCAAUCACAAACGAGUUAUGAGCCUAAGAAAUCCACUGCAAAAAAUGAGCAAAUCUGACAACCAGGAAAUGAGCCGAAUCACUCUCUCUGACACCCCAGACGAAAUAAGGAAGAAAUUUCGAAGAGCUGUAACUGACUCAAUCGGCAACAUAACCUUUGACCCUGCUGAGCGGCCGGGUGUUUCGAACCUAGUGACCAUCUACAGUGCAGUGACUGAGAUUAGCACAGAAGAGGUGUGCUUGCAGUUUGAGGGCAAGCAAAGUGUGGAUCUGAAGGAAGAACUGGCAGAGAUCCUUGUCGACAAGUUGGGUCCAAUACGUGAGAGGAUUGAGCAGCUGGAGAGUGACGAGGGUUACGUUGAUGAUGUCUUGACAAGAGGUGCAGAGAGAGCAAGAGCUAUAGCUGAGGAUAAUAUUUCCACCAUUACCAGACUAGUGGGCCUUUCCUAGUUCACAUGUGUGUACUGGCAUAUAUAGAUCUGUGUUCUUGUUUGUCUUAUGAUGACAUUGCUUAGCUGUUGUGAAAUAAACUGUGCAAACAUUACCAUAUAUAAAAUUAAUGUUCUAAACAAACUGAAA